Messenger RNA from Cucurbita moschata (crookneck pumpkin), 399 nucleotides. RefSeq lists its product as uncharacterized. NCBI's taxonomy places the organism in Eukaryota, Viridiplantae, Streptophyta, Magnoliopsida, Cucurbitales, Cucurbitaceae. The transcript has a single exon. The coding region runs from base 80 to 337 and encodes 85 amino acids. The record is from RefSeq and is a predicted model, not a curated record.
AUCCCGAGUUUAACAGCAGCGUUGAAGAUUCACAAGAAGCAGAAGAAACACUCAGUACAGAGAUUUGAAAAGAGCUAAAAUGAGUUCGUCGAGAAGAGCUUGGGUUGUAGCGGCCAGUGUGGGAGUGGUGGAGGCCUUAAAAGAUCAAGGGGUUUGCCGGUGGAAUCAUGCGAUUAAAUCGGUUCAGCAGUACGCCAAAAACCACGUUAGAUCGGUUUCUCAGGCGAAGAAGCUUUCUUCUCCGUCGACUGCGGCGGUUUCCGAUCAGAAAUGGAAGCAGUCGGAGGAGUCUUUGAGGACUGUCAUGUACUUGAGCUGUUGGGGGCCCAAUAACUGAGUUAAUUAGUACUUAUAUUGUAUAUAUUCACUCCAAAUCAAUGGAAGAGCUAAUUUCACAUA